Messenger RNA from Danio aesculapii, 960 nucleotides. RefSeq lists its product as uncharacterized. The transcript has 6 exons. Gene Ontology annotation, molecular function: oxidoreductase activity, acting on metal ions. The coding region runs from base 1 to 960 and encodes 319 amino acids. Lineage: Eukaryota; Metazoa; Chordata; Actinopteri; Cypriniformes; Danionidae. The record is from RefSeq and is a predicted model, not a curated record.
AUGUCUGCUGCGCGCGGUCUUUUUUUGCGGAUAUUUGGAUUUACCAUGCUGAAGUUCAUCUGCUGUUACAGUGAUGGAAGUUUAUUGACCGACCAGUGUCAAAGUAUGGCUAUAAAUCAUGACACAGAUCAACCGCAAGGACAAGAUUUAAACAUUUUCACUGUCGAUCCAGAUACCCUGAUUGUGGACAGUUCGCAAGUGGGAAAGGGCAUUACAGUGACGCUCUCGGCUGCUUCUGGUUCAUUCAUGGGCUAUAUGUUGGAGGCUCGAGAGUGUGAUGAUUGUCCACCUGCUGGUAAAUUUAGUGGGAUUGACAGUGCCAAGAGUGUGCUUCUCUGUGGCGACCAGGCCGUAGCUCAUCCUAAUAACAAUGAUAAAACUUCAGUCCAAGUGACGUGGACGCCUCAAGCCACUGGACAGUUUUUCUUCAGAGCUGCAAUCGCCCAAACAUUUGGUUCCGUUUCACCAAAAAAAGCAAUCAUACUCCCGACGACAACAACAUUGCCGCCAGAAACAAUGCCAAUGGCAACGUCACCGCCGGCAACAACCCCGACAAUGAUGCAGACAGUGAUGCAAACAAUGACGCCGACAUUGACGCAGACAAUUACACAGACAACAACGAUGCAGACAACAACAUCGAUACCGACCACGACACCUACGACACUGCAGACGAUGAUGACAACAGCCACUGACACCCCUGCUACUAUAACAACUAGGCCUACAACAAAAGACACAUCCACUGCACCACCAACCUCUGCAGUCAACAAUACACAAACAGGUCUAACUGUAUUUACCACACCAAACCUACAGGCUACAGACUCUGACACUGGAGACCUGGGUUCAAACCCCGUCCCUGACAGAAUAACCGAGCCAAAGGACAAACAUGAACCCAGAGUCACACAGUCCUCAGGAUCUUCUUGCCACAGUAGCCCAGCAGGCUUCUAUGGUCCAGCGACAUGA